AUGCCAAUGUCGUUGGACAAAUACGUGGUGACUCCAGUUGCUGCUCUUCUUGGAAUAGCUGUCCUCUACCGGAAACAGAAAAACGAUACCGAAAGGAAAAAUCUUGAAGCCUUGAACACUUCUCGAUUGGCUCGUCUCGAAAAAGCCAAGGAAGACUUCGAUUCUCAAACAUUUGAUUUGGAGAAAGAUCUAUACAGCCGCUUGUCGGAUCAAGCUGAAGUGGCCACAGUCAAAGAAUGCAAAUCUCUUCCACCAAUGAAGCAGAGCGAACGGUUUUAUAGUUUUGAUAUUGCCGGAAGCAACUAUGCGCACUGGACUGACCGCGUUUGGAACAAAGAUGUCCUGUCGUUUCCACAAAUCAUUGUGAGAGUUGCAGUCCCUUCAGAUGUUGCUGUUUGUUUUGAGCUUGCCAAGAAACAUAAUCUCAAUAUUAGUGUGGCUGCUGGGUGUCAUUCUGCCAACGCCUUCACGGAUAGUGCUUUGACGAUCGACAUGGCCAAGAUGACAGACAUGAGCUACACUGCGGAAACAAAGGAGCUUCAAGUUCAGGCCGGUGCCACACUCAGCGCGGUAGAUGAUUUGUGCAGAACAAAUGGCCGGGUGCUACCGGUAGGGACGAAUGGUGACACGGGCAUCUCUGGGCUUACUCUUUCGGGGGGUGGAGGUUGGCUAACUCGAAAAUUUGGUUUCACGGUAGACAAUCUGGUGGGCAUUGAUAUUGUGCUUCCAAGCGGAACGCUCAUUGAAAAUAUCCGCGAUUCCUCUCCCGCAAAGGAACGAGACCUACUUUGGGCCUGCCGUGGUAGCGGUGGCCACUUUGGGGUUGUAACCAAGUUUUAUUUCAAAACACAUGAAAUGCCAAACCAGGACCAGUUCCUUCUCGGAACAAUUGUGUCUUUGUGUCCCACGGCUACCAUGAAACAAACAGUCCUCAAGGCAUGGUGGCAGAAACUCAAAACAACUUCUCAUGACACUACAUGUACCGCAGUUCUACCGGCGGCUCCAGUCGUUCCCCUUAUGUGGCUUCACUGUGGCCCCGAGGCUCCGAAAGGAAUUGAAGCUACCAAGACUGUGAAAGAUCUGCAAGCUGCUGUGGCUCCAGUUGCAGGAGGAGGCCUCUUCAAUGUAGAAAACUCGUGGAAAGUAGUGGACCAUAAGAAGGUUCAAUCGCUUGUUGCUGACAACCAGACCCAUGGUUUCAUUUACCAAACUAUGAUUGCAAUCAUUGACAUGUCCGAUGACGUAAUUGCAUGCAUGGUAGAUGCCAUUGGGAAAGCUCCCUCUGGGUCCGUCUUUGUCAUUCAGGCCAUCGGUGGUCGCGCCAGUGAACUUGACACUCCUGAUUGCAAACAGUGCAGCCUCUCGACUCGGCAUGCUGCUGCCUGGAUUCUUGUGGAGGCUCGUUGGGAUCCUUUAGUAGAUGGGCACGAAGUCGGAAGAGCCAAAGCCAGUGCAUGGGCCAAGCAGUUUGUCGCAGAUAUAAACGAACAGUGUGGACCUGCCAUGGCCAAGACCUCACAUGCAUUCUCUGACGCAAGGGAAGAAAAUGCGGGAGAAGGAAACAACGUGCUAGUCGACGUUACCAAAAGCGAUGUGGCGAAAAGGCUUAUGGAAAUCAAGAAAAGGGUCGACCCCGACAACAUCCUUUGUCACAACCGAAAAUUGAGCUCGAAUUAG
Molecule: messenger RNA, 1677 nt
Organism: Cylindrotheca closterium
Lineage: Eukaryota; Bacillariophyta; Bacillariophyceae; Bacillariales; Bacillariaceae
Source: the annotation of a GenBank genome assembly